Messenger RNA from Cryptococcus wingfieldii CBS 7118, 507 nucleotides. RefSeq lists its product as hypothetical. Lineage: Eukaryota; Fungi; Basidiomycota; Tremellomycetes; Tremellales; Cryptococcaceae. The record is from RefSeq and is a predicted model, not a curated record. The coding region runs from base 1 to 507 and encodes 168 amino acids. The transcript is spliced from 2 exons.
AUGUUGACCACUUUCAAUCAAGCCGUUGCUGGCGGCGAGACAGCUGGCCAGGCGAAGAAGUAUACGGUCAAUACCGAUACGAUAUACUAUUCCGAGGGCAACGUUUAUUUCAUCACAUCCGACAAUGUGCUCUUUCCUUUCGACCUCGAGCGUCUUGGGAAAGUCAGCUCAUUUUUCCGAGAUCUGGGCGACAUCCCGCAGCCUUCCGGCAAAGAUAUCGGAGAUCCCGUUUCCGGCCAAAGCAUCCUCGAUAAACUCAACGGGCUAUCGCUCAACGAGCAAGAAGACAUCUCCACGCAUACGGAUGUUAUCAUCAUCUUUCCCGAGUGCGAUUCGAAAGCUCUCCAACCUUGGUUGAACCUCGUCUCUUUUGGGGGAGCAUACGGAUCAGGCCUGAGAAUUUCUUGCGAGGACUGCAGAGAGCUCUGCACGUUGAUGGACAAGUAUGGGUGCGACGAGAGCCUGUACGAAUAUCUUGUUGUAAGGUUUUAUAAUUUUCACAGAUAA